AUGAAAGAAGUUCGAAAUCAUCUUAACUAUGUCCAUAAGCUAUACACAUUCCUCACAAAACCACUCGUCUAUGUUUCUCUCCUUUUCUUAUUCGCCUACGCCGGUUAUAUCUUUCCCUCGUCCAAAACCGAUGUCGUGAAAGAUGAUCACUUUCGUUUUGAUACGACCGUUUGCGCCAAACCCGAACGUGCCCAUGUCGUGCGCAACAAUCUCAUCGAUGAAUUCUUCAAUGGUGCAUCACCAUACUUAAACUUCCCUCCAAAACAUUUGGCCAAUCUUUUAACUCCGGCAAAAAUCAAUGGUUGGGAUUCAAACAAUGUGGUUUUUGGUAACCUAAUGAGGAAGUAUCGACCUAAGAUCAUCAUCGAGAUUGGUACAUUCUUAGGCAUGUCUACAAUACACAUGACAGAAUUAUCUAAAGAAUUGGGAUUAGAUUCGCAAAUAAUUUGCAUUGAUAACUUUAGAGCAUGGCCUGGAUUGGAUAUGCCAAUGAUAAACGGGGAUGUAUUGUUGAUGUAUCAAUUUAUUCAAAAUUUAGUUCAUAAGAAUGUGACAGAUUCGGUGGUUUAUCUUCCUUACUCGGCGACAAUAGCUUUGGAUAAAAUGUGUGCGAUGGGAAUAUAUGGAGAUAUGAUUGAGGUUGAUGCGGCUCAUGAUUUUCAUUCAGCUUGGAGUGAUAUUAAUCGGGCUUAUAAGGUUUUGGCACGCAACGGUGUAAUUUUUGGGCAUGAUUAUUUCAAUGGGGAAGAUCAUUUUGGUGUAAGAAGGGCUGUUGAUUUGUUUGCUCGAGUUAAGGGUCUUCGUGUUGGAACUGACGGUAAGCAUUGGGUCAUCCAUCCUAGCUAA
This is a messenger RNA of Impatiens glandulifera, 846 nucleotides long. RefSeq lists its product as uncharacterized. Lineage: Eukaryota; Viridiplantae; Streptophyta; Magnoliopsida; Ericales; Balsaminaceae. Bases 1 to 846 code for a protein of 281 amino acids. The transcript has 2 exons. The record is from RefSeq and is a predicted model, not a curated record.